GGUAUAGUCCAAGUGUGCGCCGAGCGCGGCAGUUGAUGCUCGCGCGCCGAAAGGAAGACACCUCGCGCUUCUCGUACACGACACGCAGUGCUCUGUGAUAAACUUUACGAGUGGUUCUGAUAAUAGUUCCCCAGUUUUACAAGCCGGGUGAUUAUAUCGGAAAUACACAUCGAAUGAUAAGCUAGCAAUCGAAUACAAGUCAAUAUGAAAUUUCCGGCUGGGUUACAGUUGCUGACUUGCCUGAUGGUGUACGCGCCCAGCGCACACGCAAUCAUGGUGAAGUACGGCACCAGUGGAGGGCCCAUUGUGCCGCCCGCGCCAACGCCGACGCAGCCGCCGCAGCUGCCGUUCCGGGUUCCAGCGCCCGUCUGGGAAGAACGAUCCAACGACUCCCCCGACCCUAACGCGCAAUGGCGGCCCCAACUAUUCAUACCCCAGCCGAGAUACACUCAAGUGGUCUUCAAUCCUUCAGAAGUACCCAUACCAAUACCACAGAGCAACGCUCAACGCUUUGCCAACUCUUACCUACCUAGAUCAUCAGUCCCCCAACCAAUCCAGGCCCAACCAGUCAAGGAAUACUUCACACCAGCUCAAGUCCUUAGCUCUCAAUCCCUCCCUGGAUUUGGACUUAGAUAUUUUGUCCCUCUCUAUGCCAGAGAAGCCCCUCAUGUGCGACAGAAACAGGAGGAUGCUCAGUAUAACCAUAUAGAAUCUAAGAGUGUCGAGGAUACAAACAAGGAUGCUCAAAAUGAUUUGCAGUGGAAGUAUGAGAAGGAUGUUUCAAAAAGAAUUGCUAGGAGAACGGCAGAAGGCACGGGAGUCCCGAGUCAGUCGUGGUCAAUCUACGAGCCCCCUAGACAUCACUAAUAUUAUUUAUAAUAACGAUUUACUUGAAACAAUGGUUUAAAUUGUUCUUAAUGAUGCCUAUUUUUUUACUUGAUCUUGAAAAGAAAGGCAAAAUAUUUGAUGUAGAAAUAACUCAUAGGAAAGAAGUAAAACGCUUAUUGUAUGGUGGAGUUUGCGAUAAUUAUUCUGCAAUUUUUGACUGAAUCUCUAUUAAAGGAUUUUAACGAUCACAGGGUCGGAAUAAAUAUGUAUGUGGAUAUUUUUCUGAAUUUAGUUCGUAACUACAAUUUCUCAGAAAUUCUGUAUAUUUUUCGUUUGAUUUUAUUAAUUUGAAUACAUAAAAAUACAAUUUAAACCAAUGUUUAAUGCAGUAAUUUGUGUUUUGUAAAUAAGCCGUGACAGAAUUGAAGUGACAAAGUUCUGUAUUAACGUUAACCAUGUGAUGUCCUUAGUUUAAGUGCCCUAGCGUAAGAAUAAUGUGCCAGAACGUAUAAUAUGUCUAAAAAUAUAUCUACCUAAAAAUAUAUAUUAUAC
This is a messenger RNA of Plodia interpunctella (Indianmeal moth), 1380 nucleotides long. RefSeq names its product GV1 (gene GV1). The record is from RefSeq and is a predicted model, not a curated record. The transcript has 5 exons. The coding region runs from base 205 to 867 and encodes 220 amino acids. Lineage: Eukaryota; Metazoa; Arthropoda; Insecta; Lepidoptera; Pyralidae.